Cebus imitator (Panamanian white-faced capuchin) is the source of this 1690-nucleotide messenger RNA. Its product is annotated as saoe class I histocompatibility antigen, A alpha chain. Gene Ontology annotation, cellular component: external side of plasma membrane. The record is from RefSeq and is a predicted model, not a curated record. The coding region runs from base 182 to 1270 and encodes 362 amino acids. Lineage: Eukaryota; Metazoa; Chordata; Mammalia; Primates; Cebidae. Gene Ontology annotation, molecular function: signaling receptor binding; peptide antigen binding. Gene Ontology annotation, biological process: immune response; antigen processing and presentation of endogenous peptide antigen via MHC class I via ER pathway, TAP-independent; positive regulation of T cell mediated cytotoxicity. The transcript has 8 exons.
UCUUCCUCUCCCAACCUGUGUCGGGUCCUUCAUCCUGGAUACUCAUGACGCGAACCCAGUUCCCACUCCCAUUGGGUGCCGGGUUUCUAGAGAAGCCAAUCAGCGUCGCCGCGCUCCCCGUUCUAAAGUCCCCAGUCACCCACCCGGACUCAGAGUCUCCCCAGACACUGAAGAUGGGGUCAUGUUGCCCCGAACCCUCCUCCUGCUGCUCUCGGGGGCCCUGGCCCUGACAGAGACCUGGGCGGGCUCCCACUCCAUGAGGUGUUUCUACACCUCCGUGUCCCGGCCCGGCCGCGGGGAGCCCCGCUUCAUCUCCGUGGGCUACGUGGACGACACGCAGUUCGUGCGGUUCGACAGCGACGCUGCGAUUCCGAGAGCUGAGCCGCGGGCGCUAUGGAUGGAGCAGGAGGGGCCGGAGUAUUGGGACCGGAACACACGGAACCUCAAGGACACCGCACAGACUGACCGAGUGAGCCUGCGGACCGCGCUCAGCUACUACAACCAGAGCGAGGACGGGUCUCACACCAUCCAGAGGAUGUGUGGCUGCGACCUGGGGCCUGACGGGCGCCUCCUCCGCGGGUAUGAACAGUACGCCUACGACGGCAAGGACUACAUCGCCCUGAACGAGGACCUGCGCUCCUGGACCGCCGCGGACACGGCGGCUCAGAUCACCCAGCGCAAGUGGGAGGCGGCCAGUUGGGCUGAGGAGAUGAGAGCCUACCUGGAGGGCAGAUGCAUCGAGUGGCUCCACAGAUACCUGGAGAACGGGAAGGAGACGCUGCAGCGCGCGGAGUCCCCCAAGACACACGUGACCCACCACCCCAUCUCUGACCAUGAGGCCACCCUGAGGUGCUGGGCCCUGGGCUUCUACCCUGCGGAGAUCACACUGACCUGGCAGCGGGAUGGGGAGGACCAGACCCAGGACAUGGAGCUCGUAGAAACCAGGCCCGCAGGGGAUGGAAACUUCCAGAAGUGGGCGGCUGUGUUGGUGCCUUCUGGAGAGGAGCAGAGAUACACAUGCCAUGUGCAGCACGAGGGGCUGCCCCAGCCCCUCACCCUGAGAUGGGAGCCGCCCUCCCAGCCCACCAUCCCCAUCGUGGGCAUCGUUGCUGGCCUGGUUGUCCUUGGAGCUGUAGUCACUGGAGCUGUGGUCACUGCUGUGAUGUGGAGGAAGAAGAGCUCAGAUAAAAAAGGAGGCAGCUACUCUCAGGCUGCAAGCAGCGACAGUUCCCAGGGCUCUGAUGUGUCUCUCACGGCUUGUAAAGUGUGAGACAGCUGCCUUGUGUGGGACUGAGAGUCAUGAUUUAUCCACACCUUCUGUUUGUGACUUCAAGAACCCUGACCUCUCUUACUACAAAAGCAUCUGAAUGUGUCUGUGUCCCUAUAGGCAUAGUGUGAGGAGGUGGGGAGACCAGCCCAGCCCCGAGUCCACCAUGACCCCCUUCCCCACACACACCUGCAUUCCUUCCCCGGUCACCUUUCCUGUUCCAGAGACCUGGGGCUGGGAUAUCUCCAUCUCUGUCUCAACUUCAUGGUGCACUGAGCUGUAACUUCUUACUUUCCUAUUAAAAUUAGAAUGUGAAUGUAAUUUACUUCUUGAAAUUAUUUCCAUGAGACACUGAUGGGUUAAUUAAAGGAAAAGAUUCCUGAAAUUUGAGAGACAAAAUAAAUGGAAGACCUGAGAACCUUC